Messenger RNA from Caenorhabditis briggsae, 330 nucleotides. The record is from RefSeq and is a predicted model, not a curated record. The transcript has 2 exons. NCBI's taxonomy places the organism in Eukaryota, Metazoa, Nematoda, Chromadorea, Rhabditida, Rhabditidae. Bases 1 to 330 code for a protein of 109 amino acids.
AUGUUCAAAUUGAGUGGGCUGUCAUACGUGACUAGCCGAAAACUGGAAAAAAGGAUCAAAAUUGAGUUAGCUGGAUCAGAAGGAGUGAUCGAGAAUGAUAGGAUAAAUACAAUUUGGGAAAAGUGUGUGGGAAACAUUUUCGCGCAACAUUGGAUGGACCAGAGGAUAAUCAAGAGUAGUAGGAAACAAUUUGAAGACGUUACUUCCGAAAGCAACCUUUCCGUUAAAUUUGAAAUUCUCCUGAGAAUUAACUGGAAACAAAACAAGGAUUGGCUUACUGCGUUCCGUAGCAUACGAGGGGAAAAGGAAAGCAGCACUAAAAUAAUUUAA